Molecule: messenger RNA, 654 nt
Organism: Theobroma cacao (cacao)
Lineage: Eukaryota; Viridiplantae; Streptophyta; Magnoliopsida; Malvales; Malvaceae
Source: RefSeq, a predicted model, not a curated record
GGUAGCUGUAUAUCCAUCCGAGUCACUCCGCUGGAGGUAAGAAUGCCGCCUAAGACACGAGCCGCCUCAAGACGGGCAGGGGAGCAAGAUGCUCCCAUUGAGAUGGCAGAUAGACCACGGGCAUCCACCCAGAGAGGCCGAGGUAGACGUGGCAGGGUCACUAGGCCGGUGGGGUUGGAUACGCUUGUGAGUAGGCAAGAAGAGGGACAGUCCUCAGGUGAUGUAGAUAGACACCCAGCUAGGGGUAUUACUAUUGAGGAUUUGGCGGCAGGCCUACAGGGAGUUAAUCGGGUUGUAGAGAUGAUGGCAACCCGCAUGGAAGAUAUACAAAGGGUAGUAGAGGGGAGACCUACAGUACAAGAAUCCCCUAGCUCCCAAGGACAGGCCGAUCACCAACAUCAUGAGGAGGAGAGGGGACAUCUAGAUAUUUCUCUUCCUGACUUUCUCAAGCUUAAGCCUCCAACAUUUUCAGGGUCUGAUGCAUCGGAGAAACCCCAGGUUUUCUUGGAUAAGAUGGAGAAAAUUUGUAAAGCCUUGGGAUGUUCUAGUGUUCGGUCAGUUGAGCUAGCCGCCUUCCAAUUAGAGGAUGUGGCGCAGGAAUGGUAUAGCUCUUUAUGUAGAGGCAGACCGACUGAUGCAACACCAUUGGCCUAG